This is a messenger RNA of Malassezia globosa CBS 7966, 1446 nucleotides long. RefSeq lists its product as uncharacterized. Lineage: Eukaryota; Fungi; Basidiomycota; Malasseziomycetes; Malasseziales; Malasseziaceae. Gene Ontology annotation, molecular function: monooxygenase activity; oxidoreductase activity, acting on paired donors, with incorporation or reduction of molecular oxygen; iron ion binding. The transcript has a single exon. Bases 1 to 1446 code for a protein of 481 amino acids. The record is from RefSeq and is a predicted model, not a curated record.
AUGUUUGGUGAACCACGUCUCAUGCUAACGGAUCCGGUGGGACUCGACCAUGUUCUUCGCAAACGUGCGUAUGCAUUUCCGAAGAUACGUCUCGCCCAGCGCUUGAUUGGCGGCGUCAUGGGGAAUGGCUUGCUGGUGGCCGAGGGUGAGGUCCAUCGACGACAAAGGCGGGCGAUUCAGCCUGGUUUUCACUCACGCGCGAUCAAACGUCUGGCGCCUGUAUUCCAACAGCAUGCAUUUAAUCUGCUCGCCUAUCUGCGUACACAAACAAGAGAGCACGACAGCCAGUUGAUCGAUGUGUACACACCAUUGAGUGCCGCAGCUCUGGAUGCUCUGGGCGAUGGUGCUUUGGGUGCUUCAUUUGGGGCUCUUGCGUCUUUGAUCGUACAUCCAAGUGGUAUCGUACAUGCAGCACAUCCCCUGACAGCUGCGUUGGAUCGAACGCUGCGCAUUGCUUCACAUCCCAGUAAGUACGCAUUGCUCAUGGACACGGCGACACUGUACUUCCCGAUCCUCGAGCACAUCCCUAUUGGCUUGUCGUCGCACGCAUUUCGUCGGGAAGCACGUGUUCUAUUUGACCUCGCCGGUUCCAUUGUUGACGACGCGCAAGCUCGCAUUCGGUGUGAGACUCACGACACAAGUCCUGAUAUUUUGGCGUCGCUUCUGCGUGCGAAUGCAAACGCAAAGCGGGCACGGUCGGGCGAAAAGAAGCACAGCGUGCUGGACCAUGCAAUACUGACUGAUGCAGAGCUUCAUGCGCAGGUCUCGACGUUUAUUUUUGCUGGGCACGAGACAACGGCGACGCAAAUGGCAUGGCUCUUGCUCUUUCUCGCGAAGGAUCAGCGGCGACAGCAGACCUUGCGCGAAGCGAUUGGGGCAAAACGCGCUGCAUUGGGACUCAUGCCUCACGCACGUGCCGAGCCAACAGAGGCUUGUGAGCGAGCACUAAGUGCCGAAGAGCUUGAAGAUAUACCAUACUUGGACUGGUGUGUGCGUGAAUGUCUCCGGCUGCAGGCGGCGAUUCACACGACCUCCCGCGUCGCAACCGACACCGACUGGAUCCCACUGUCGAGCGGUCGAUCCAUUCAAGUGCACCGCGGUAUGAUUGUGCUAAUCCCACUUACAUCGAUCAUGACGUCAGAGCAUCACUGGGGUGCUGAUCCCGAAGAGUUUCGCCCCGAGCGUUGGGCUGAGCCUACGCUCAAAGGCCCAAGGGCGUUUCCCGCUCACAACGGGCUCUCGUUUCUCAUGGGCCCGCGCGCUUGCAUAGGUAGUGCAUUUGCGCUGCUGGAAAUGAAGGUGUUUAUUGCUACCGUACUGAGCGAGCUCUACUUUGAGUGGGAUGGUCGCCCCAUCGUACCAAAACUGUGGGUCGUUGCUCGGCCUUUUGACGCAUCUUGCCAGCAGGACGCGUGCAUUUUGAAAAUUCGACGUAUUUCCUCAUAG